AUGGCAACCAUGGAACUCCCGGAGAAGAAGGUGAAGUUGGAGCCCCAGAUCAAAUCUGUCGACAUGAGCGAGGAUAUGCAACAGGAGGCGAUUGAAGUUGCUCAAGAAGCGAUGGAGAAAUUCACCGUCGAGAAGGACAUCGCGCAACAUAUCAAGCGAGAGUUCGAUGCGAAGAAAGGUGCUACAUGGCAUUGCAUUGUCGGCAGGAAUUUUGGAAGCUUUGUGACUCAUGAGACAAAGCAUUUUAUCUACUUCUAUCUUGGUCAUGUCGCAAUUUUAUUGUUCAAGACCCAGUGA
Capronia epimyces CBS 606.96 is the source of this 297-nucleotide messenger RNA. Its product is annotated as dynein light chain, cytoplasmic. The coding region runs from base 1 to 297 and encodes 98 amino acids. NCBI's taxonomy places the organism in Eukaryota, Fungi, Ascomycota, Eurotiomycetes, Chaetothyriales, Herpotrichiellaceae. Gene Ontology annotation, molecular function: dynein intermediate chain binding; dynein light intermediate chain binding. The record is from RefSeq and is a predicted model, not a curated record. Gene Ontology annotation, cellular component: cytoplasmic dynein complex. Gene Ontology annotation, biological process: microtubule-based process; cilium assembly. The transcript is spliced from 7 exons.